Molecule: messenger RNA, 690 nt
Organism: Lottia gigantea (owl limpet)
Lineage: Eukaryota; Metazoa; Mollusca; Gastropoda; Lottiidae
Exons: 7
Coding region: 1-690 (229 amino acids)
Biological process (GO): nucleobase-containing compound metabolic process
Cellular component (GO): mitochondrion; cytoplasm
Molecular function (GO): deoxynucleoside kinase activity; ATP binding
Source: RefSeq, a predicted model, not a curated record
AUGUGCGCCAUACUUAGCAUUCAUGUUCAAUUUGAUCAUAUUUUAGUUUUAUAUCAAUUUCAGGUGUCUAUUGAAGGUAAUAUAGGUUGUGGUAAAACAACAUUAUUAGAAUAUUACAAAAAUUCACCAAAUGUUGAGCCGAUACCUGAACCUGUAGAACAGUGGACAAAUGUGAAGGGACAGAAUGCUUUGGGGUUACUUUAUAAAGAUCCAAAGAGAUGGAGUUUUUCGUUCAAUAUGUAUGCACAGUUAACCAGAAUACAGAUGCAUAAAAAACAACAAAAGAAACCCAUUAAAAUGUUAGAAAGAUCUUUGUACAGCACACAAUAUUGUUUUGUCGAAAAUGAUUUCAGAAAGGGAACAUUAAAUGGUCUAGAGCAUGCUAUAAUUAGUGAAUGGUUUGAAUGGUUAUUAAAAUCUCAACAAGUACAGUUAGAUCUUAUAGUUUAUUUAAGAGCUGAUCCUGAGGUAUGUUAUGACAGAAUAAGACAAAGAUCCAGACAAGAAGAAUCAUGUGUACCCUUUGAAUUAAUAGAAGAACUUCAUAAUUUACAUGAAGAUUGGUUGGUACAUGAAUCUAGUUUUAAAUCACCGGCUCCAGUUCUUGUAAUGGAUGCCAAUAAUGAUUAUAAUGUUAUGAAAGAUAUUUAUGAAGAAAGGAGGAGUGAUAUUUUAUGUGGAUAUUGCUGA